AUGUCACUGAAAGUUGGGUCCGUUCUUUCUGGGAUAAAAUGGAGAUAUCGCCUCAUUGAUCGCCUUGGGGACCACACUGUCUUUUCCAGCGUGUUCAAGGCUGAGAUCCUACCUGGCAGCCAGAGUAAAGUACCAACAAAAUUUGCCGUUAUAAAAACGACUGAUCCUCAGGUAUGCUCCAAGAAAAACUCCCUUUUUAGGGAGUAUAAAUAUCAUAAGGCGUCUUCGAUCAAUGCAUGUCCCAGUAUCCGAAAGAUGUAUGACACUAUCAAUGACCCCAAUGACUGGACAGCUGAAAAGCCAUUUUGUCUUGCUUUGGAAUGGAUGGAUACUACCUUAGAAGAUGUCCCUGCUGUUAUACCUCUCCGAAGUACAGCACUGGCUAAGGCCGUUGUUGAGGCAAGCCUUCAUGCAUUUGUAGCAGCAGAUCAAGAAGGGCUCGUCUACACGGAUUUGAAACCCUCGAAUGUUCUUCUUUCCGGUGUCGAUGGGCCGUCCCCGCAGGCAAAAAUUGGAGACUUGGGAGUGAUGGGACCUGAGGGUCUUAAUGAGAGCUGGCUUCAACCUGAGGCUUUCCGUGCCCCCGAGGUGUGGGUAUCAGUGAGCUGCUACCACAAGUCUGAUGUAUGGUCUUUGGCUGCCCUGAUGUUGAACUGGAUCGAUAAUGGCAUUGUCGGGAAUCAUGAUAACAAUGGCUCUUUUCCGCCUAUGAUUUGGUGCCUGGCAAAACUUAUGCGUCUCUUCGCCACUGAAAAUAAUCCGAUAGUGCCUCCCUCUUCUACUGCUAGCAAAGACCUGCAGCUCUCCUUCGAGUAUGCCAAAAAACUUGUGUCAGCGGCACGACCUGAUAAUCCUAAGCAAUACAUUCUGGAUACGCCGGGGUUUGACGAGUGGGCCGCGGCAGCAGAGGCAGCGGAUCUUAUACCGAAAGUGGUGUUGGACAUGAUUCGCUUUCUUGCUAUUCUUGAUCCCGCAAACCGACCCACAGCAGCCCAAGCCCUCGUGUCGAAUGAAUUCAAAGCCCUUGAAGCUGCAGCAGCUUUAGAAUCCAAAGGCUGA
Ophidiomyces ophidiicola is the source of this 1059-nucleotide messenger RNA. RefSeq lists its product as uncharacterized. Gene Ontology annotation, cellular component: nucleus; cytoplasm. Gene Ontology annotation, biological process: intracellular signal transduction; protein phosphorylation. The transcript is spliced from 5 exons. Lineage: Eukaryota; Fungi; Ascomycota; Eurotiomycetes; Onygenales; Onygenaceae. Gene Ontology annotation, molecular function: protein serine/threonine kinase activity; ATP binding. The coding region runs from base 1 to 1059 and encodes 352 amino acids. The record is from RefSeq and is a predicted model, not a curated record.